This is a messenger RNA of Egretta garzetta (little egret), 1485 nucleotides long. Its product is annotated as cytochrome P450 2J2. NCBI's taxonomy places the organism in Eukaryota, Metazoa, Chordata, Aves, Pelecaniformes, Ardeidae. The record is from RefSeq and is a predicted model, not a curated record. Gene Ontology annotation, biological process: xenobiotic metabolic process. Gene Ontology annotation, cellular component: intracellular membrane-bounded organelle; cytoplasm. Bases 1 to 1485 code for a protein of 494 amino acids. The transcript is spliced from 9 exons. Gene Ontology annotation, molecular function: iron ion binding; heme binding; oxidoreductase activity, acting on paired donors, with incorporation or reduction of molecular oxygen, reduced flavin or flavoprotein as one donor, and incorporation of one atom of oxygen.
AUGCUGCGCUUCCUCUGGGAGAGCAUCUCCUUCCAGAUGCUCCUCAUCUUCCUCGUUGUCUUCCUGCUCGUUGCUGACUACAUGAAGCACAGAAAGCCGAAACACUUCCCUCCCGGCCCCUUCUCCUUUCCCUUGCUGCUGCACCUCCACCUGACUGUGGGGAAGGGGAUGGAGGGGAUUGCGGCUAUGCAACAGCUUGCUGAAAAAUAUGGGGACAUCUUCAGCUUGCACCUGGGCAGCGCAUCAUUUGUGUUCAUAAAUGGGCUGCGGAUGGUUAAGGAAGUUCUUGUAAACCAAGGGGAAAACUUCAUGGAUCGCCCUGAAGUUCCUCUUGACAGGGAGAUCUUCAGCAACAUAGGACUGGUCUCCUCCAACGGGCAUUUGUGGAAGCAGCAGAGGAGGUUCACCUUGAGCACCCUCCGAAACUUUGGCUUGGGGAAGAGGGGCCUGGAGGAGCGCAUUCAGGAGGAGUGCCGAUGCCUUGUGGAUGUGUUUGGGGAUGAGCAGGGUAAUCCUUUCAACCCUCACUUUAAAAUUUAUAACGCCGUUUCAAACAUCAUCUGCUCCAUCACCUUUGGCAAUAGGUUUGACUACCACGAUAAGGACUUCCAAAAAAUGCUGCAGCUGAUGGAUGAGACUGUUAGCCUCCAUGGGGCCAUCAUGAGCCAGCUGUACAACUCGUUCCCAUUUAUAAUGAAGUUCCUCCCUGGACCCCACCAAACCAUUUUUAAAAAUUGGAGGUUGUUGAAAUGUUUCGUGAAAGAGAAGAUCAACAAACACAAGGAGGACUGGAACCCCUCAGAGAGCCGGGACUUCAUUGACAGCUACCUGCAGGAGAUAGCCAAGGACAAUGGCAGCGGCACCUUCCAGGAGGAACACCUUGUGGCAUGCGCGCUUGACCUGCUGUUUGCCGGGACCGAGACCACUUCCACAACCCUCCGCUGGGCUCUGCUGUAUAUGGCCAUGCAUCCAGAAAUUCAAGCCCGCGUGCAAGCCGAGAUUGAUGCAGUCAUUGGACAGGCGCGGCAGCCAGCCCUGGAGGACAGGAGCAACAUGCCCUAUACCAAUGCUGUCAUCCAUGAAGCGCAGAGGAAAGGCAACAUCAUCCCUUUCAACGUGCCAAGACUGACGGUGAAGGACACGGUCUUGGAUGGCUUCCACAUACCAAAGGGCACUGUUUUGCUCACAAAUUUAACCUCAGUGAUGUUUGACAAGAAUGAGUGGGAAACUCCUGACACUUUUAACCCUGAACAUUUCCUGAAGGAUGGUCAGUUCUGGAAAAGGGAGUCUUUUGUGGCAUUUUCUAUAGGGAAGCGUGCCUGCCUGGGCGAGUUGCUGGCCCGCACCGAGCUCUUCCUCUUCUUCACGUCUCUGCUCCAGAAAUUCACCUUCCAGGCACCCCCAGACACCACGCUCAGCCUCCAGUUCAAGCUAGGGAUCACGAUGGCCCCGCAGCCCUACAAGAUCUGUGCCGUGCCUCGGUAG